AUGGCCUACCCCAGCAUCAUCUCGCAGCCUGCCGCACGCAACAUUGAGCCUGUCCUUGGCGCACUCACUCCGCUUAUCGACAUCACACCCACUCCGCAGCACAUUCUCGAGCUUGCGAGCUAUCCAUACGAGCACAUCCGACACUACGCCGUUCGCUGGCCUGACGUAGAGUUUUCUGGAACAGCAAGGGACAAGGACGAGAUUGCGGGUAUCGAGACGAACGACCUGCCCUCCAAUGUCGCAGCUCCGCAGCAGCUGGACGUGGCCGUUCAACAGGACUGGGACGCACUCAAGGGCAAUGUCAAGGCACCGGUAGACGGCGUCAUUAUGCUCAACCUCGUCCACUGCACGCCGGAAGGUGUCCCCGAGCACGUCUUUCGCAACCUCUCGCCCAAGACUGACGAGGGCCGUAGACUGCUCAGAAAGGGCGGGUGGGUGGCCGCAUAUGGCGCAUACUUGAACGACGACGGGUCGUACAGGUCGGAAGGGGACGAAAAGUUUGACCACAGCUAUAUCAAGGCCAUGGACCCGAGCCUUGGGCUGCGAACGCCAGUGUCGAUUAGCCAGAUGGCGGAGAAGUGGGGGUUCCGCGAAGAGGUGCGAGAGGAUAUGCCAAAGGGCAACUUGUGGAUUGUCUGGCGUGCAGUAGAGUAG
Molecule: messenger RNA, 654 nt
Organism: Apiotrichum porosum
Lineage: Eukaryota; Fungi; Basidiomycota; Tremellomycetes; Trichosporonales; Trichosporonaceae
Exons: 5
Coding region: 1-654 (217 amino acids)
Source: RefSeq, a predicted model, not a curated record